AUGUCGGUGGCUUUGAUUGUUGGUGCAACUGGAGCUGUUGGCUCAGAACUCGUCAAAAUUCUCGGCGAUUCACAACAUUUUCAGAAGAUUGUGAUUUUGGCGAGAAGAAAUGUGGAGGCGGCGAAAGGAGAGAAAUUUGUGAGUUUUUUUUUUGUUUGAAUGAAAAUCAAAUUUUCAUUCGAAAAUUUAUGAAAUUUUUGAAACAGUGAAUUUUUUUCACUUGAAAAAUUGAAUUUUGAUAAUUUUUUUAAAGCGAAAAAAUUCACUGUUUCAAGAAAUUUGUAAAUAUUUUGAAUUUUGGGGGAUUUUUGAUGGAUAUGUAUCUUAAAAUUGAAAUUCGACUAAAAUUAAAAAAAAAAUUUGAAAUUUUUGAAACAGUAGAUUUUUUAAAAUUAAUUUUUUCUUGAAAAAUUUAAUUUUGAUAAUUUUUUUUGACAAAAAAAAAUUCACUGUUUCGAAAAAUUUAUGAACAUUUCAAGUUUUGGAGAAUUUUUGAUGGACUGAACAAUUUUGGAGCAAAAUUUGAAAAUUUCGUUAUUUUUCAAAGAAGCAGUUCUACAAGUCUUCAGAUUAUAAUUCCACUAAAAUUAAAAAAAAUUUAAUGAAAUUUUUGAAACAGUGAAUUUUUUCACUUGAAAAAUUAAAUUUGCCGCCCAGUUUCAAAGCAAAAAAUCAAAUUUUCACUCAAAAAUUUAUGAAAAUUUUGAAACAGUGUUUUUUUUUUCACUUGAAAAAUUGAAUUUUGAUAAUUUUUUUAACCAAAAAAAUUCACUGUUUCAAGAAAUUUAUGAAGAUUUUGAAUUUUGGGGGACUUUUGAUGGGUUUAAGUUUUUAGGUGUAAAAUGUGCGGAAUUUCAAUGUGAUUGUGAUUUUUUUUAAAUUCAAAAAUUUUAUGAUUUUCUUUGAUAUCGCUUCAAUUCUUAUGGGGCUAUUCAACAAAAUAAAAACGGUUUUCUCAGCGCUGAGAAAGUAGGAAAAAACAUAUUCAGCGCGGCUGAGAAAAGCGGAGAAAAUAGGAGAAAAAAACCCUUUUCUCCACCGACAUACUGUAGUUUUCGUGGCGAGAAGCAAACAAAAAUAUUAUGUUCCUUUGACCUUUUGGUGAUUACUGUAGGUUGUCGCGUUGAGACCAUUCGAAACAAUUCGAUGAUCCUUGAUUUUGUGUUGUUUUUUAUCACAUUUCGCCCUAAAACGUGCAUUUCGUGGUGCUACAAUGGAAUUGUCGAAGAUAAAUCAAAAAUCAAAAACUGAUGCAGUCAUGUUGAUGUUGUUAAACAUUUCGCAGCAGCGAUUCACCGAAGUAUUGCGAAUGGAGUCAUAUUUGUCGAACCAACUAGUUGAAGUUAAUCAAAAGAAUUUCGCUCACUUCAGGGAAACUUUGGAUGCAUUUAUUAAAAUGGAUAAAUUGGAGGUAAUGUUAAAUAAUCAAAUAAUUAAUUGCUAAUUUCUCAUUAUUUCAGAUAUUUCUGUUUUUGGAUGUCGAAACAUUUGACAAAAUCAGUAAAAUGCUAAGACCAGUGGUUUGCUCGAAAUUUGACAAUGAUUUGAGACUUGCUGUUAUUCUUAUAUUUUUGACAAAAGGUAAGGAACACUUAUUUGUGACAAAAAAAUCAUCUGAAAUCAUCUUCCAGGAGUUAGUCAGAAUGCGAUCGCCCUGUGGUCAGGCAUAAGUCAGCCAUCGAUUUCAAGAAUUUUGCGGCAAGGGUUUGAUGAUAUUUGCGAAAAGUUCGGAGAGACAAUUAAAUGGCCGACAGCUGAACAAAUUGCAUAUCAACAAGACUUAACAAAGAAUAAAAUUCCGUCAUUUGGUCAAAUUGAUGGUAAAUUAUGGUAUGUGAAUAGACCGCCUGGAACAGGAACUCUCAAUAUGUCAUAUAAAUCGAGAUUCGCCUUCAACAGUCUUUUUGUGGUGGACAAUGAAGCUAGGAUAAUUUAUAUUCAAUUGAGCAAAAAUGGAUGCCACUCAGAUGGUCAAAUGUUCAACGCUGGCCCCAUUUCAAAACUUCUGGAAAAAAACAAAAUUUUCCACCACCAAUUAAACACCACGAACAUUUUAUAUGUGAUUCAUUUCUUCUGGGAGAUGGUGGAUUUGCGUUAA
This is a messenger RNA of Caenorhabditis angaria, 2098 nucleotides long. Lineage: Eukaryota; Metazoa; Nematoda; Chromadorea; Rhabditida; Rhabditidae. The record is from the annotation of a GenBank genome assembly.